AUGUCCCACGCGAGAGAACCUCUUCCUCCGGGGCCUGAAGGGCCAGAGCCAGCUCCGACUGAGAGCUCCGCUUUGAUCCCGCUCCCUCGAGAAAAAACUGACCAAGAGAAUACUGCGGCAGGAGAUAGAGACAUAAAACAGCCUUCCAGUAACCAAAGUAUACAACCAGAGAUACAACACCAGUCUGCCUGGGAAAAUCGCACUGAUGGUGACCUCAUCAGAACACAACCUCAACGUUUGCCUCAGCCAAAUACUUCAGCACUGGAAAGGAGUGAGGAAGAAAGUGACAAAAUCCAAAACGGCCACGUGGGUCUGAGUAAUGGAAGUGGAAUUCACAACGGGGUCAAGCAUGCACCUGCAGACAACAGAAAACUUUCGGCUCCUGUUUCAGCAAAAAUGCACAGAAAAAUUCAGUCCACCUUAUCUGUCAACAGCAACAGCAGCAAGAAGAGUAAAAUAAGCUCUGCGUUUUCUCAAAAGCCAGGUACUUCACCUGAAGAUUGCUGUGUUCACUGUAUCCUGGCUUGCUUGUUCUGUGAAUUUCUCACCCUCUGUAACAUUGUUCUGGGACAAGCAUCCUGUGGCGUCUGCACAUCGGAGGCCUGCUGCUGUUGCUGUGGGGACGAGAUGGGGGAUGACUGUAACUGCCCAUGUGAUAUGGACUGUGGCAUAAUGGACGCAUGUUGUGAAUCUUCAGAUUGCUUGGAGAUCUGCAUGGAAUGCUGUGGGAUCUGCUUCCCAUCAUGAAAUAUUUAUCCCUUUU
Opisthocomus hoazin is the source of this 763-nucleotide messenger RNA. The record is from RefSeq and is a predicted model, not a curated record. Lineage: Eukaryota; Metazoa; Chordata; Aves; Opisthocomiformes; Opisthocomidae.